CGGAGUCGCACAUGCGCUCUGGGUCGCCCCGGUGCCUGACGGAGGCUCCGGAGCCAGCGAUGGGAUUCCGCCCUGUCUACACUACCAUGCCUGGAUCUCUUCCCGUGAAUGCCGAAGCCUGUUGGCCAAAGGAUGUGGGAAUAGUUGCUUUGGAGAUCUAUUUUCCUUCCCAGUAUGUCGACCAGGCAGAGCUGGAGAAAUUUGAUGGCGUGGAUGCAGGGAAAUACACCAUUGGCCUGGGCCAGGCCAAGAUGGGCUUCUGCUCUGAUAGAGAGGAUAUCAAUUCACUCUGCCUCACCGUGGUGCAGAAGCUUAUGGAGAAAAAUAAUCUUUCAUACAACUGCAUCGGGAGACUUGAAGUUGGAACAGAGACGAUCAUCGACAAGUCCAAAUCUGUAAAGACUGUCCUGAUGCAGCUGUUUGAAGAAUCGGGGAAUACAGAUGUAGAAGGCAUAGACACAACCAACGCAUGCUAUGGAGGCACUGCUGCACUCUUUAAUGCUGUUAACUGGGUGGAAUCCAGUUCUUGGGAUGGGCGUUAUGCGCUCGUCGUUGCUGGAGAUAUAGCUGUCUAUGCGACUGGAAAUGCGAGGCCAACUGGAGGAGCUGGUGCUGUCGCAAUGCUUGUGGGUCCAAAUGCACCUCUGAUUUUUGAAAGAGGAUUGCGUGGCACACACAUGCAGCAUGCCUAUGACUUCUACAAGCCUGAUAUGGUGUCUGAGUAUCCUGUGGUUGAUGGAAAACUGUCCAUACAAUGCUACCUCAGUGCACUGGAUCGCUGCUAUGCUGUCUAUCGUAAGAAAAUCCGGGCUCAGUGGCAGAAAGAGGGAAUUGACAAAGAGUUCAACUUGAAUGAUUUUGGCUUCAUAGUCUUUCACUCUCCAUACUGCAAGCUUGUACAGAAAUCAGUAGCUCGCCUGUUGCUGAAUGACUUCCUUAGUGAUCAGACACCAGUGAAAGAAAAUGGCAUCUACAGUAGCCUGGAAGCUUUUAGGAAUGUAAAACUGGAAGGCACGUACUUCGACCGGGAUGUGGAGAAAGCUUUCAUGAAGGCAAGCACUGAGAUUUUCAACCAAAAAACCAAAGCUUCCUUACUUGUAUCCAAUCAGAAUGGGAAUAUGUACACGCCUUCAGUCUAUGGUUGCCUUGCUUCUCUUCUAGCUCAGUACUCUCCUCAGCAACUGGCAGGGCAGAGGAUCGGUGUCUUCUCUUACGGCUCUGGGUUUGCUGCUACCCUGUAUUCUAUCAAAGUUACCCAAGAUGCAACCCCUGGUUCUUCAUUGGAUAAAAUAACUGCAAGCCUGUCUGAUCUGGAAACAAGGCUUGAUUCAAGGAAGUGUAUCUCCCCAGAAGUGUUUGCCGAAAACAUGAUGCUCCGGCAGGAGACUCAUCACUUAGCCAAUUAUAUUCCGCAAUGUUCGGUGGAUGAUCUCUCUGAGGGAACCUGGUACUUGGUGCAAGUGGAUGAAAAACACAGAAGGACGUACGCUUGUCGUCCCCUGCUGGGAGAUGGGCCAUUGGAAGCAGGAGUUGAAGUUGUUCAUCUGGGCCUUGGUCAUGAGCAUAUCCCUAGCCCUGCCAAGAAGGUGCCAAGGAUUCCUGGAAAAACAGACUCUGAAGCAGUUGCUGUUUCUCUUUCCAAUGGGGAGCACUAAGAUACCUCUGUGAGGUGGGAGUUGGAAAAAGAUUAAGGAGGGGUGGGGGACGUACAAGGGAUUAACUGUUGUUACUCAUAUUCUGCUGUACAGUACUGCUUAGUUGGAGCAUGAAAAAAUUAAUCUUGAGGCUCUGUCCUUUGAUGCGGUUUGCUGACACAUACUGUUUCAUAACACUAAGAAAUUAGCGAAGUUUUUAGACCAGAAAUUAUCGAAGGCUGU
Molecule: messenger RNA, 1877 nt
Organism: Euleptes europaea (tarantolino)
Lineage: Eukaryota; Metazoa; Chordata; Lepidosauria; Squamata; Sphaerodactylidae
Gene: HMGCS1
Product: 3-hydroxy-3-methylglutaryl-CoA synthase 1
Exons: 10
Coding region: 12-1655 (547 amino acids)
Biological process (GO): acetyl-CoA metabolic process
Cellular component (GO): cytosol
Molecular function (GO): hydroxymethylglutaryl-CoA synthase activity
Source: RefSeq, a predicted model, not a curated record